AUUUACACUAGAGAAAUACACCGCUGUCCCAGACUCUUCUGCGCUCCCAGCCUCCUACCUCCAAACAUCAGCAAUUGCUCGAAGCGUGUUAAUAAUCAAAUCCCUCUCCGUAUUCUCCUGCCCAUUUAGCCGGACUUUGCUUUUUUGGUGGCCUCCGGGGCUUAUCUGAGACCCAACAUGGCAUCAAGCCCGGAAAUGACUAUCCUCGAGCCCUGCGCUGGGAGCAGCAAGUGGCAACUGAGCAAGAAGCCCUUCUCCCUGGAAGCAGUAGAGCCCGCCGCGUUGCCGAAGCAGUGUUACAUCUUUCUGGAUGUACGCGACUACCCACCCGCAGACGGCCGUCGUCAAAAGCUCCUCGCUCAUUUUGGCGUACCCGAAUUCGUGGCGAACAGAACAUGCUUUGAGGUGAACGGCUACUUUGGAAACAAGGCAACCUACACUCAAGAGCACACUUCUACGAACUAUAUUACCAGCUACAGUGCGAUCCCAACUCCCUGUCAUGCAGGACACGGGCAGGAGCUGACAGGUGCAGCGACUUGGUUCCGAUGUCUGGUAAAGAUGGUUAAGAAGGUGGAGGAAGAUGCCCACGACAACGAUCAAGAAUAUGUGACCAGCAGCAAGGGCUACAAAUGGUUUGAAAUGUCCUUCUUCACCCGCUGGGAUCACCCAAACUCGUCUCGAAUUCUGUGUGUCGACUGUCCGCCCGACUUUCCGGACGAGUUGCUGAAGCUUCUUCGGAAACGAACUGAGCCGCUCGACUUCCGAGACCCUUAUGCGAUGCAUACGAACCUUGUGGACCAGCUCAUUGUCUACGCGGACAUCGCCGUGUGGCGGGUGCGAGACCCGGUCCGGCUUCUCGAGAAGUAUCGCAUGAGGACCGGCGCCAUCUUCGGCCCAAUCCACGAGAUGUCCCGCCACGCUAUCCACACGUCUGAAGUGCUUGAAGCCACUAUCGAGACACUCACGGAGAUGCAAGAGUGUCGAACCGCGAUCCAGGGCAAACUACUCGAAGAUCUGGGUGAAACGUACAUAGAGCAGGCCAAUGGCUACGCGCAGUUUCAGAUUUCGCUGGUGAAGAGUUUGAAAUUGCGAUCUGAGUCGAACCACAGGCGGCUGGAGAACGAGAUCAACCUGGCUUUCAACAACAUCGCGCGCCAGGACAACAGCGUCAUGAAGUCCAUUGCGCUGCUCACUAUGGUCUUCCUCCCGGCCACCUUCAUCUCGGCGAUCUUCAGCACCACCUUUUUCAGCUUUGGCGAGGAAAACAAGACCUGGGAGGUGUCGGACAAGCUGUGGAUCUACUGGGCCACCACCAUACCGGCCACCAUCGUCACCGUGGUGCUCUGGCAGGUCUGGCUUGUCUACGGCGACGUCAUCGCCAAAUUUUCGCAGACCCAGUACGAACAGGCUCUUGCGCGAUGGAAGAGCCUGAGGGAGCGAAGGGUACAAGCACAGCGCGCCUCGGACAAGGUCGAAACUGCGUAAGAAUUGUAUCUGCCUGUCUGUAAAAUGGUUCAUCCGAGAGAACGGUGGUACCGGUUCGAUGACAAAAGAAAAACACAUAUCUUUCUCCUAUUGCCAUAAC
Molecule: messenger RNA, 1585 nt
Organism: Thermothelomyces thermophilus ATCC 42464
Lineage: Eukaryota; Fungi; Ascomycota; Sordariomycetes; Sordariales; Chaetomiaceae
Exons: 7
Coding region: 178-1485 (435 amino acids)
Biological process (GO): transmembrane transport; metal ion transport
Cellular component (GO): membrane
Molecular function (GO): metal ion transmembrane transporter activity
Source: RefSeq, a predicted model, not a curated record